This is a messenger RNA of Mycena citricolor, 1058 nucleotides long. Lineage: Eukaryota; Fungi; Basidiomycota; Agaricomycetes; Agaricales; Mycenaceae. The record is from the annotation of a GenBank genome assembly.
GGACUACACACUGGACGAGAGCGAAGCUGACGUGUUGAAGUGAAUUCUAUUGGCUCGCCCUCCCAUGCUGGCGCAGGAUCCGGAGCUGGUUGUGACGAUUUUGCAGCACACUUUCAUUUAUGCACUCCCGCAAAAUAUCUCCAGCACAUUUCUGACAGCCUCGUCUAGUGCCUGCUGUGAUGAAAGAGCUCAGCGGUUCCACCAGUGAUCAGAGUCAUCUCAGGAUCAAAAGCGUGGGUGUGGAAGGAGUCAAAUUCUCGCCGGCGCUGGAAGAGGCUUUCAAGGACCUCACGGGAGGGUGGCUUAAGUUUCUCGCGAAAUCAAUCGCUGGCCACGCCAGCACUGAAGGGACCGCUUGGGCCAGGCCGUGCACCGUCCAUGCACGUGCUAAUUGCGAUCGAUUUCUUCGGAGGCAGUUUUGCUACUGCACACACCAGAGCCUUACCGGGGCCCGAAGCCAAGAUCGUUCUGCAGUGUGCUGACGGAGCCAACGCGCUCCCUGAUCAAGUCAGCGACUACGACUUUGCCGGGCCGUACAGGAGAUUUUACCCGGACAAGCCGAGACGUGCGGGACGGUCGAUGGAGGUCAUUCUCGGUGAUGUGCGCCAUCACGUUCAAGAUAGUCGGAGCACUGGAGAUAUACGACCACGAGCAUGGUUGGCUGGUUCCUGACGCAAGGAGGCUACAAGCUCACUGAGCCAAGGAAUCCCCCUCAUUUUCUGGCCUGUCGGAGCGCAACAAGCCGUCAACGCGACCAUGCUCUCAACAGGGCCGCUUCCGAUCGGCAUGGAGCUCUGGCAGUUGGGUACUCGGACUAAGCGAGUCUGUUCUUCAGCUCCAUAGUUGGCUGUUGCAGAUCCGGACCUGGGUGCAACUGGCUGAUGCACCUAGCAAGAUCAAAGACACGGCUGAUGACGCGAGAAUCGAAUUCGAGCGGACUUUUAUGGCUUACAAGGACGCAAGAGGGGAAUGGCUCAGGCAUAACGCGAUCCGCAUUGCUGAUUUGUGGAGCCGAGAAUUGACGGGCAGCCUGGGGAAGAAAUUGCGAAACUUGUUGC